AUGGCAACCACAAUUUCACACGAUGGUACAAACGUCGGAUUUCAAGCAGGAGUAAUACACGGCAACCGAACCGCAUCAGCUCAAUCGGAAACGCUAAACCAAGCAUGCCUUCGGGAUCUGCGUACGACCAAUCCUCUCGAUGAUAAAGAACGGAUCAAGGAUACCAAGGGUGGAUUACUCAAAGAGUCAUAUCGCUGGAUUCUAGACAAUGAAAUAUUCAAACAGUGGCAUGGCAGCCAGGGAAAUCGUCUCCUCUGGAUCAAAGGUGAACCUGGCAAAGGCAAGACGAUGCUGCUAUGUGGUGUCAUCGAAGAGUUGACCCGAUUGUAUGGGGAAAAUUCGAAUAUCUCGUACUUUUUCUGUCAGGCUACCGACAUGCGAAUCAACAGCGCCACGUCCGUCCUGCGGGGUUUGAUAUACUUGCUUGUCGCAAAGCAGCCAUCUAUUCUCCCCCAUGUACAAGCUCGGUACGACUAUGCUGGGAAGGUCGUGUUCGAGGAUGUCAAUGCGUGGAUUGCAGUCUCGAACAUAUUCAGGGAUAUUUUGAGCGACCGGACGUUGCGAAUGACUUAUUUGGUGAUUGAUGCUCUAGACGAGUGCAUAUACGGGCUCUCUUCCCUGCUAGACUUGGUGAUUCAAGAGUCGUCAGCCCACCCACAGAUCAAAUGGAUCGUGUCAAGCCGCAACUGGCCUGACAUUGCGGAGCGACUUGAAAACGCAGACCAGAUAGCUCAGCUCUCAUUAGAGCUGAACGAGGCAUCUGUGUCUGAAGCCGUCAAUCAAUUUAUUCAACAUAAAGUCCGCGAAUUAACGAAAGCCAAAAGGUAUAGUGAUAAAAUUCGUGAUACUGUUGAACGCCAUUUGAUAUCGAACUCCGAAGGCACUUUUCUAUGGGUGGCCUUGUCCGCAAAGGAGUUUCUACUCCAGGAAGCAAACAAUGAACUAUUCCCAAAAGGCAUAGAAUCUGGACACCAUUCAAUUUUCACCCAAUCUCUCGAAGUGAUGUUCAGGACACUUCGACGUGAUAUUUUCGACAUCAAAUCAACUGGAUUUCCCGCUAAACAUAUUACCGAGCCCAGUCCAAACCCACUGGCAGCAGCAGAGUACGCUUGUUGUUAUUGGAUGGACCAUCUCCAGAAGAGCCAGCGCAAUGGAACCUAUCGGGUGACCCUUGAUGAUAAACGUCUGUUGGAGAUAUUUCUACAAGAGAAAUAUCUUCACUGGCUUGAGGCUCUUAGUAUUUUGGGGAGUGUUUCAGAUGGGAUCCGGGCGAUGCAGAGGCUUGAAAGUUUGAUUAUGGAGGCUAGCGAGUCAAAAACCCUGUUACAUCAAGCUCGAGACGCCUCUAGAUUUAUUCGAUACCACAAAGCAGGAAUUGAAAGCAGUCCUCUACAGGUAUAUUCCUCAAGUCUUCUCUUUAGCCCAACAAAGAGUUUCAUAAGAGAAGCUUUUCAGAAGGAGAGACCAGAUUGGAUUUUGAAUGAUCCUGCAGUAGAUGAAAAUUGGAGUCUUUGUCUUCAAACGCUUGAGGGACAUAGUCAAUUGGUCAAUUCGAUUGCCUGGUCAUCAGAUGGAACCCGACUCGCAUCAGCGUCUGCUGAUAAUACAGCCAAGAUCUGGGACCCAGCUAGUGGUCACUGUAUGUUUACUCUCGAAGGGCACAGUGAUUCGGUCAAUUCGAUUGUCUGGCCUCUAGAUGAAAGUCGACUCGCAUCAGCGUCUACUGAUAAUACAGUCAAGAUCUGGGACCCAGCUACUGGUCACUGUAUGUCUACUCUCAAGGGGCAUAGUGAUUCGGUCAGGUUGAUUGCCUGGUCUCCAGAUGGAAGCCGACUCGCAUCAGCAUCAGAUGAUAACACAGUUAGAGUCUGGAAUCCGACCACCGGCUAUAGCAUAUCUACUCUCGAGGGGCACAGUCAUUUGGUCAGGUCGAUUGCCUGGUCUCCAAAUGGAUGUCGACUCGCGUCAGCGUCAGAUGAUAAAACAAUUAGAAUCUGGGAUCCGACCACCGGCCAUAGUAUAUCGACCCUCGAGGGGCAUAUUUAUUCACUCAAUUUGAUUGCCUGGUCUCCAGAUGGAAGUCGACUCGUAUCAGCGUCAGUCGAUAACACAGUUAAAGUCUGGGAUCCGACCACCAGUCACAAUAUAUCGACUCUCGAAGGGCAUAGUCGUUCGGUCAAUUCGAUUGCUUGGUCUCCAGAUGGAAGUCGACUCGCGUCAGCGUCAGAUGAUAACACAAUUAGAGUCUGGGAUCCAGCCACCAGUCGCACUGUAUCCGCUCUCGAGGGACACUGGCAUUCUGUCAGUUCGAUUGCCUGGUCUCCAGAUGGAAGUCGUCUCGCAUCAGCGUCGGAUGAUAAUACAGUCAGGAUCUGGGACCCAGCUACAGGCCACAGUGUAUCGAUCCUUAAGGGGCAUAGUCGUUGGCUCAGUUCGAUUACCUGGUCUCCAAAUGGAAGCCGACUCGCAUCGGCGUCCAGUGAUAGCACAAUCAGGAUCUGGGAACUGGCCAUUGGUCACAGCGUGUCUCCUCUCGAGGGACAUACUGAUUGGAUUCAUUCAAUUGCCUGGUCUUCAGAUGGACGCCGACUAGCAUCCGCGUCCGAUGAUAACACAAUUAGGAUCUGGGAUUCGGUCACCGGCCAAAGCGUGUCAACCUUUCCUACUGGCUUUAUAAGCUCCCUUGAAUUCGACAAAGCGAAUUCCAAUUAUCUGCACACAAAUGCCGGUACAUUUGACAUAGGUUUAGUGGGGUCUGCAACACCCGUGCCAGCCGACAUUAUCCCUAACCAGUAUGAAUACGGAUUGAAUGAUGACCUUUCCUGGAUAACCUGUAAUGGACUGAAACUCCUGUGGUUGCCUUCAGAUUAUCGCCCAGCCGUUCGCUCUCUUUUCGCUGUAUACGCAACAAGGAUCGCCAUUGCCUGCUCAUCGGGUAGUGUCAUAUUCCUCGCAUUUUCGAAUCAAUGUCCCUCACCUACUUGCCCUUAA
Molecule: messenger RNA, 2991 nt
Organism: Penicillium malachiteum
Lineage: Eukaryota; Fungi; Ascomycota; Eurotiomycetes; Eurotiales; Aspergillaceae
Exons: 4
Coding region: 1-2991 (996 amino acids)
Molecular function (GO): protein binding
Source: RefSeq, a predicted model, not a curated record